Molecule: messenger RNA, 1317 nt
Organism: Nelumbo nucifera (sacred lotus)
Lineage: Eukaryota; Viridiplantae; Streptophyta; Magnoliopsida; Proteales; Nelumbonaceae
Product: DUF309 domain protein
Source: RefSeq, a predicted model, not a curated record
CUGAUUAUUUAUUAUUGCUGGUUUGGUUGUCAAUAAUGACUAAGUAUAUUCAGAUCAUAAACCCUAAUUUAGUGUAUGAAUUAAAAAGCCAAACUGACCUAGAUGGGGUCGACUUUUUCGGCCAAUACACCAAAAACACCUCCAUUUUCUCCAAACAUUUAAAUGUUUACAACUUUCCAGUGAAAAUCAGACCGUACUUUUCCGUAAAUUUCUUUUGGAGGCGCAAGGGAGGGGGUAUUCCGAAGAAAAAAAAAAAACCGAAUAUACGGAUAGAAAAGUCUACCAAGUUUAUCUAUGUCGACUAUGCAAUUCCAGAUGCUUCGAACUAUACUUUUGUCGCUACUCGUAGAUAUCUUGCAACCUCGCCAACUGCCAACCACACGGAAAAGCAAGGAAAGAAUACAGAGAGAGGAAGCUACUCAAAAUGGACGCAGUUGCAGACUUGCAGGGGCUUUUGGUCGGCAAUGGCGAUCUCAUCGAGCUCCGCUCUAACGUUGACAACUUUGCAACUCACUCCACGAUCGCAGCCUCAACUCUCCCCUCAAAGUUUAUUCUUCGGAUGCUAUUCUCGUUCAUUCUUCCAAUCUCAAUGUCGGAAUCCAAGGAUUUAUGAAGCUUCCGGGGAACGAAGUCUCGAUUGUUUUCGCCUUUGUUAUCGGUUCUCGAGCGAUGAUUUCUUCGAGGAUGACGAAGAAGGUGAGAAUUGUAACUUCGAUGAAGCGGUUUUGCUCUUCAACAACAGGGAUUACUAUAAGUGCCACGACUUUCUCGAAGCUCUAUGGAACAAAGCAGAGGAGCCGAGACGAACUCUGAUCCAUGGGAUUCUACAAUGCGCCGUGGGGUUUCAUCACCUCUUUAACCAGAAUCAUAGAGGGGCGAUGAUGGAACUGGGAGAGGGGUUGUGUAAGCUUCGGAAGAUGAACUUUACAAGUGGGCCUUUUCAUCAGUUCGAGCAGGAGAUUUCUGAAGCUCUGAAUUUUAUAUACCAGACUCAGUUAGAAUUAGCUGCCUGUGCUGAUGAUUUUUGCAUCACAAUGGAUGGCUCAGAGCAGUCAUAUCAACUUCUUGGUAGUUUUGCUGCUGGGCAGUGCCUAUAUCAUUUAAAGACUGACAACAAUGUUCCUUAUAUAGUUUUCUGCCCCGAGGAAUCCUACCACAUCAGAAACCCCGUGAGGGUCAAGAUUCCCACUAUUCAUGCAACACAAGAAGAUCUAAUGGCCUGUUAAUUCUGCUGACUCUAUCAAUUUGUGAUGAUUUAGCCCAUAACAUAUAACCCAUAUCUAUUACAUUGAAUCUAAUUCUUUUUUUUUCUUUUCA